Fulmarus glacialis (Northern fulmar) is the source of this 2636-nucleotide messenger RNA. Its product is annotated as ubiquitin carboxyl-terminal hydrolase 45-like. Gene Ontology annotation, molecular function: cysteine-type deubiquitinase activity; cysteine-type endopeptidase activity. The record is from RefSeq and is a predicted model, not a curated record. Gene Ontology annotation, cellular component: cytosol; nucleus. Gene Ontology annotation, biological process: protein deubiquitination. NCBI's taxonomy places the organism in Eukaryota, Metazoa, Chordata, Aves, Procellariiformes, Procellariidae. The transcript has 10 exons. The coding region runs from base 1 to 1620 and encodes 539 amino acids.
AUGCACGCUGCAGUGUUCUCUGGCUGCGGAUCUGAUGCAGCCUCCGGCUUCCCUCUCCGCAGCGUGUCGGAGGUUGGGCUGAGCCGCCUUUUGUACCAGCCGCGUAUACAAACUGGUAUCUUAAAAGCAUUUAAUAAUCCAACUACUAAGACAGCAGAUGAAGAAACUAGAAGAAAAGUCAAAGCAUAUGGAAGAGAGGGUGUGAAGAUGAACUUCAUAGAUAGGAUCUUUGUUGGUGAAUUGACUAGCACUGUCAUGUGUGAGGAAUGUGAAAAUAUUUCAACAGUAAAAGAACCUUUCAUUGAUCUUUCACUUCCUAUAAUAGAGGAGAGGGUUGCAAAACCUGUGCCUUUGGGAAGAACAGGUAAAGGUAAAAGUGUACAAGAGGCAGAUCUUGGUCAAUAUAACUGUUCUUCUAUCACUACACUGAAUAAUCAACCCAAAAUUGUCAAGAAACACACUUUAACAAAAGAUAAGAAUCAAUUGAACCAGGAGAGACGGCUUGCCAGAAAAGCUUCCUCUAAUGAAGAAGAAAAAAGUCCUGUUAUCAUGCAGGAAAAAACCAAAAAGCUUGAGCUUGAAGGUAGCUCUGGCGUCUUGUACUCCAAAGACACAACUGCUGACUCCGCUGUAAAUGGAAGUCAGACGGAUGGCAGUGAGAAGGAAGCCAGCCGCUCUGAAAGCAGCUUUGAUGCAGACAGUGAAGCCUCAGAAAGCGAAAGUGCUUCUAAGCAAACAGCUUUCAGCCCGUCCAGCAACAUGUCUGGUUUGCACGUCAACCACGUAAAUGUUAAAAUGCCGCAUAACAAACCAAGUGACAGUAAUGAUGAGAUGCUUUCCAGUGCCAUAUCCAAACUCAGCCUCUGUGGUACUAUAAAUGAAGAUAAAAAAUCGAGCCGUGGGGAUCCAGCAUUAGGUUUAUCGAAUAAUUCCAUGUUCUCAGUAGACAAAGCCCCGCUAUCCCAAAACCCUCAAAAUGCUUUCCAGACGCUUUCCCAGAGCUACAUAACUAGCUCAAAGGAAUGUUCUGUUCAGUCCUGCCUUUACCAAUUCACCUCUGUAGAGCUCCUGAUGGGGAACAACAAGCUUUUAUGUGAGAGCUGCACAGAAGGGAAACAGAAGUAUCAGAAGAAAACCAACUCCACAGAAAAGAAAAUGGAAGGUGUCUACACAAAUGCUCGGAAACAGCUGCUGAUUUCUUCAGUUCCUGCUAUUCUUAUUCUCCAUCUGAAAAGAUUCCACCAGGCUGGUUUGAGUCUACGGAAAGUAAAUAGGCAUGUGGAUUUCCCACUGAUUUUAGACUUAGCACCAUUUUGUUCUGCAUCUUGCAAGAAUGUUACGGAUGGUGCAAGAGUGCUAUAUAGUCUUUACGGAAUAGUGGAGCACAGUGGGUCAAUGAGAGGUGGUCAUUAUGCGGCGUAUGUGAAAGUCAGGACACCCUCCAAGAAAUUACUAGAGCAUAUUUCUACCACUAAAAAUGUUCUGGGUUUAAAAGAAGCCAUGGGAGCAUCAGGAGGACAAUGGGUGUAUGUUAGUGAUGCCCAUGUUCAGAUGGUUCCAGAAUCAAGAGUACUAAAUGCACAAGCAUAUCUACUUUUUUAUGAAAGAUUAUUACUAUAAUUCUCAACAGUUUAAUUUAAAAGAUGGUAGUGGUUAUUUAGUUUAUCUUAUUUAAAGCUGCAGUGGUAAGAGUACCUGUAAAUAUCGUGCCUUUAUCUUGUAGAGAAUUUAUCGUAUGUUGACUCUAAAGUUCAGUCAAGCUACUAUAAAUAUCUGAAUGGUUCUCUUAAAGCACGCACUUUGCCAAACAUUUAAAAUUCCUGGAUUCAUUAAAAUCCAGUACUGUUAGAAUGUAAGAUGAUGUCCUAUCCUACUGAGGUCUGUGGAAAGUUUGUUCUUGAUUUUAAUAAAGAUAAGCUUUCACCUAUAGUUCUGCAACAGUUGAGAAUAAAAACACUGAUAGCGUCAAGUGCCUGGAUUUGCUGGUGUACAGUAACAAUAUAAAGUAUUUCAACUUUUUGUGAUCUAGUCCAGAUCCUUCCCGUCACUGGGUUGGAUGUCAGCUGUUAAGAUUUCUGCAGACAAGAACCUGUCAAAUCGUGUUGCUUCCACAUGUAGUAAUUGGAAAGCACAGUGCUUCCAGAAUGGAGUAACAACAGCUGUCUCUGGGUAAUGCUGCAGUGCACCUUCCUGAUAGAGCUGGGAAUAGAUUGGGAAAAUACAGCUUCUACAAAGUGACAGUGAAUCCUCAGACACCCAGUACCCUUUCAGCUGUCUCCAACUGGCACUGGUAUAGCAAUGUACUCCUGUUUUAACAUAAAUAUAUACAUACUUGGUGUGCAUAUGUAUAUCCUCUGAUAUAUAUAUAUACACGUGUGUGUGUGUAUAUAUGCACACCAUAAAUACAUCAAUAUAUAUUGUCAUUUUACCUACUAGGAAAGAGAAUUGCAAAUACUUCUGUAUUUAGUAAAUUGUCAACUUCAUAAUUAUGACAAUGUACAGCAUAUAAGCCUGUGUAUGAAUAUGUAUGGGGUUUAAGUGUAACUGGGAAAUUCUGUUACUUUUGGUUCUAAACAUGAAUUUGUUUAUCUGUUCCUGAAUACUUUUCUCACAGGAGUAAUAAACUAUAAAUUAUU